AUGUCUAACAACCAUCAGCUCAAGCAGGCCAUCGUCGACAGUGUCGAGCAUGGCACUUACCCGGAGCCCGACGUCUCGUCUGCCGAAGUCUCAUCAACCCUCCUUCCCGCCCUGCUAGCCGAUCUUCAAAAGGCGCGGGAUGAAGUCAAGACAGAUAUCCGUAGUCUGAGCAAAGAGGUUGCGCCCGACGUCGACGGAUGGAUCGCUCAAGCCAAAAAGCUUCAAGCCGACAUUGAAAGAUCAAAGGCAACGGCCAGGGACAUUGUUGCUCAAGCCGAAGCUGGCAAGGCCCUGAAAGAGAAGACACACGAUACUGGAAACAAAGUCCAACUGCUUGAGAAAGAAGUCGCUUUCAACCAAUCUCUGACCACGACCCUGGAGCUGAUCAAGUCGUCCUGUCGCAUACUUGACCAGGCUGACCAAGCGUACACCAACGACCAUUUACGCGCCGCUCUCGACCACAUCAAACAAUGCGACAACUCUAUAACUGCUCUCUCUGCCGUUCAGGAUACAAGAGCUGUCGGGCUGUUGCAAACACGCAGUUCACGCUUCAAGGCCGCUUUCCUGGACAGAACAAUAGAACUUGCUCAGUCCCUCUUACAUUGUGAUAUCACCAAUCGCACUGUGACGAUCAAGGAUAACAUCUCAGACUCGCCAUCUGUCGACCUGGCGUUGGUUGUAGACAUACUCCGAUAUCUCGGAGGUCUAGACAUCUACAUCAGACGAUUGAAGCGCGACAUCGAAUUUGCCCUUGUCAACCCACGUCUGUCUACGAAAUCAGGCCAGCACACUGUCUUCCAGGUCAAAGAUGGUUGUAUCAGCGUCUCGAACACGAGCUCCAAGCCCGACACUAUCGCUACCCUGGACGAUAUCUGGAUAAUCUUGGACUUCUUCUCUACCCAUCUACCGAAAUCUGUUUGCGAGCCCUUGUCGCAGAAGUUGUUGCCCUCUCUGUUCGAGACACUCACAUUUACUUGGCUCGACCAAUCUGUUCCUGUACAAAUCGAGCAGAUGCCCGUCUUUCAACAAAUCCUAGAUCGCGUGUCCAAACUUGCCGAGCAAAUCGACUCUCUCAACUGGUCAAGCACUGCUCUACUGAAGGACUGGGUGCAGAACGCUCCUAGGACGUGGCUGUCAAAACGUAGGGAAACAGCGCUCGGGGCAGCGAGAAGUCUGCUCUUCUCUAGUCUCAGGGACAGGAGAACCGUCGAGAGAGUUGAGACGCAGACCGUGUCAAAAGGCGAUGCUAUCAUGGGUGGCACCGAUGUCGACGAAGCAGACGAUGCAUGGGCCGCUGAUUGGGAGGAAGAUACGCCAGAGACACAGGAAGCCGACGCCAAGAAACCCGAGCCUACAACGAAUGAUGACGAGGAUGACGAUGCCAGCGCAUGGGAUAUGGAUGAGGAUAUUGCAUAUGUUCCGGCCGGAUCGUCUGCACCUGCAGCCAAUGGAGAGAACCAGGAAGAUGACGCAGCAGACGCUUGGGGUUGGGGUGAUGACGAGCAAACCACAGACGAUACAUCGAAGCCGGACUCUCCAGCGAAAGCCGUCAAGGCUCAGAAGACAAGUCAGACGACAUCAUCUGGCGAAAGAGAACUGACGCUCAGGGAGACGUACACGGUGACGGCAGUGCCGGAUGGAAUGCUCGACAUUGUCAUGCAAGUUGUGUCGGAUGCCGAAACUUUGACAGACCCCAGCUAUUCUGGAUCUCCCAUAGGACCAGCAGCCUCGGCGUUAUAUACCUUGCCGACGUUUGUGCUCGCCAUAUAUCGGGCUACAGCAUCCACAGCUUACGGCAAAUUGGACUCGGGCAACAUGCUGAUCUACAACGAUGCUUCUCGACUGGCUGAUCAAAUCCGGACUUUUAUCAACAAGCAAGCCGAAAAGGAUGCGAAUUCAGCACUACCGGCUCAUUUGAGACCAUCAUCACGACUUAGACUGGAUAAUGACAUCAAGGCGUUGGAAACAUUUGCAAAGAGAGCAUACAGUGCCGAGAUGGAGUCGCAACGUACGAUUAUUCGUGACAUGCUCGAUGGAGCUCAGGGCUUCUCCAACUGCAAUGCGGAACCAUUCACGAGCGCAUGCGAGAGUGCUGUCAGCAUUACUGAAGGACGGCUGCGCGACGUACACAAGCAGUGGACACGGAUCUUGUCACGAUCCGCCUUGUUGCAGUCUUCUGCGUCGCUGCUCAGCACGGCGAUCGGCAAGAUGAUCAUGGAGAUUGAAGAGAUUCAAGACAUUGGCGAAGAAGAGUCCAAGAAGCUUCGGCAGCUUUGCGAUGAGAUGUCGAAAGUCAAGGAUCUGUUCAUGCAGGAGCAUGAGGGCGGAGAGGCAACGGACAUGACAGGCAUCUACUGCCCGAACUGGUUCAAGUUCCAAUACCUAGGCGAGUUGCUGGAGAGUUCACUGGCGGACAUCAAGUAUUUGUGGACCGAGGGCGAGUUGAGACUCGAGUUUGAGGCGGAUGAGGUGACUGAUUUGAUUGAGGCUCUGUUUGCGGACAGCGAUUACAGACGCAAGGCGAUUGCAGAUAUCCGGAGGAGCUAG
Messenger RNA from Aureobasidium namibiae CBS 147.97, 2547 nucleotides. RefSeq lists its product as uncharacterized. Gene Ontology annotation, cellular component: RZZ complex. The coding region runs from base 1 to 2547 and encodes 848 amino acids. Lineage: Eukaryota; Fungi; Ascomycota; Dothideomycetes; Dothideales; Saccotheciaceae. The record is from RefSeq and is a predicted model, not a curated record. The transcript has 2 exons. Gene Ontology annotation, biological process: mitotic spindle assembly checkpoint signaling; endoplasmic reticulum to Golgi vesicle-mediated transport.